AUGGAGUCUAGCAAGCAGCCCGUCAAGCUCGUCAAGGUCACCCGUGUCCUUGGCCGCACCGGUUCUCGUGGUGGUGUCACCCAGGUCCGCGUUGAGUUCAUGGACGACCAGACCCGUUCCAUCAUCCGUAACGUCAAGGGACCCGUCCGUGAGGACGACAUCCUCUGCCUGCUCGAGUCUGAGCGCGAGGCCCGCAGACUGAGAUAA
This is a messenger RNA of Colletotrichum truncatum, 207 nucleotides long. Its product is annotated as 40S ribosomal protein eS28. Gene Ontology annotation, biological process: ribosomal small subunit assembly; translation; maturation of SSU-rRNA. Gene Ontology annotation, molecular function: structural constituent of ribosome. The record is from RefSeq and is a predicted model, not a curated record. Lineage: Eukaryota; Fungi; Ascomycota; Sordariomycetes; Glomerellales; Glomerellaceae. Gene Ontology annotation, cellular component: cytosolic small ribosomal subunit; ribosome.